Molecule: messenger RNA, 921 nt
Organism: Metarhizium brunneum ARSEF 3297
Lineage: Eukaryota; Fungi; Ascomycota; Sordariomycetes; Hypocreales; Clavicipitaceae
Biological process (GO): ergosterol biosynthetic process
Cellular component (GO): endoplasmic reticulum
Molecular function (GO): sterol 24-C-methyltransferase activity
Source: RefSeq, a predicted model, not a curated record
AUGCCCACUCCGUCGCAGACAUCAGCAGUCGACUCGAAACCAGUAAUAAAUGAUAAUCCCGCCCUUCAGAGCCUUUACAAGUCGUUUGAGUCACGAAUUGGCUAUUGGCUUCUCUUGGGGAAUACUCGCCACUUUGGUUACUGGGAGAAGGACACGUACUGGGUAUUUCCCCUAAGUGGCCCUUUGCGGAGGAUGGAGGAGAAGAUGUACAGGCUCCUUGACGUUGCGCCGGGCUCGCAAGUCUUGGAUGCCGGCUGUGGAGUUGGGCAUGUUGCUCUCUACAUGGCAAAUCACGGCUUGCGUGUGACUGCCAUCGAUGUCCUGGAUCACCAUCUUGCCAAAGCGAAGCGUAAUGUUGCUCGAUCUGGCGAUCUUGGUUCUCUCGUAUCGGUCAACAAGAUGGACUACCAUCACCUUGAAACAUUACAAUCUGGGAGUUAUGAUGGAGUCUAUACGAUGGAAACUCUCGUCCAUGCGACAGAUCCACUAGAGGUUUUAAAGGGCUUCUACCGCAUCCUCCGACCUGGAGGUCACAUCGCUAUGCAUGAAUACGACCAUGACUAUGAAUCCGACGAAGCUAUUGGGAAGACACUGGCCAAACUAAUGAGGGAGGUCAGUGAGUAUGGUGCCAUGCCUACGUGGCAGCGCGCUAAGCGUGGGUACUACAAACAGCUGCUUGAAGAAGCUGGCUUUGUAGAUGUUAAAGAGCAUGACUACUCCGAAAAUGUCCGUCCAAUGCUGCGACUAUUUUGGCUUUUGGCAGCUAUUCCAUACUAUAUCAUCGUUUUCUUUCGUCUCGAAAAGUACUUUGUCAAUGCAAUUGGUGGUGCGCGUGGAUAUUAUGCGCAAAAGUACUGGAGAUAUGUUGCCAUCAGUGCUAAGAAACCCACGAUUGGAGGGGACGACUCGACAAAGAGCUAA